AUGUCACAAUUCGGCGCGACCUUCGUUCCCGGAGGGUUCGACGAUUAUUACAUGCCCGAGGUCGUUGCACCUUCGCCUCAGCGUGUGACGCCCCAGGUCCCCCAGAACAUGCAAAACGACCUUCAGCGCAUGGAACUUGAAGCCCGCGAAGUCGAUCCGAACCGGAACCCAUCCAACAUCACCAACCGCCACGGCCGAGAGCCGUCCCUGUCGUCGGUUCUCAAGCCCGCCGUCUCUGGCGCGCCAGCUUUGCCACCGAAGGGAGGCGUCAACGCACCCACCGACGGCGCAUCUUCGUCCGAUCCCUAUAGACCCUUCCACGACGAUAGCGCGAGCGGCAACCACCUUAAGAUGCGGCCCAGCGCGGCGCCCUCCUUCUCGCCCUUCCCCAAGGUCAAGGGCGACAACAUUCCCCCGACGGACGAGGAAAAGGAGGAGAUAUUGUGGAAUGCCCGCGAACAUGUCCUGCACUCUAACAACGUCUCCAUGCAGCUGUCAUGGGCCCGUGACACCUUGGCGUGGGCCGAGGUCAUCAUGGAAGCCAGAGCCAGAGACCCGGACAGCGGCCGCCAGACACCAAAAGUCGAACACGAGUUGCGUACCGACGCUAUCAAUAUCGUCAACUAUCUGGUGAGCCAAGAACACCCCGAGGCCCUCUUCAUAAAGGCCAAAUGGCUCGAGUUUGGCAAAUUCGGCUGCCGCCCGGACAAACGAGAUGCCUACACAAAGUACCAGCGGGCGGCGGAGCUGGGCUACGCCCGUGCAGAGUAUCGCCUGGGCAUGCUGUUCGAGAACUCGAACGAUUACAACAAAGCCGUCGAGCACUACUACCUCGGCGUGCGGCUCAAAGACUCGGCAGCUAUGUACCGUCUGGGCAUGAUGAACCUGCUCGGCCAGCACGGCCAUCCGAAGGACUACCAGCGCGGCCUGGACCUCAUUAGGGAAGCUGCUGACCUUGCGGACGAGGAUGCGCCUCAGGGGUCCUACGUCUACGGCAUGCUCCUUGCCAAGGACCUUCCAGACAUUGACAUCCCCGAGGCCUUGCUUCCCGUGGACUUGGUGUUGGCCAAAAUGUACAUCGAAAAGGCUGCCUACCUCGGAUUCGCCAAAGCCCAGUUAAAGAUCGGCCAGGCCUACGAGCUCUGUCAGCUUGGAUGCGACUUCAACCCCGCUUACUCGAUCCACUACUACGGCCUCGCAGCCCAACAGGGUCAGCCCGAGGCCGCGCUUGGUGUCAGCAGAUGGUUCCUGUUCGGAUACGAGGGCAUAUUCAACAAGAACGAGCAGCUUGCGUUCAAGUAUGCCCAGGACGCCGCCAAUGCAAAGUUGCCGACCGGCGAGUUCGCGAUGGGCUACUACUACGAGAUUGGUGUUCACGUACCCAAGGACUUGCGUCAAGCCAGAUUCUGGUAUGAAGCCGCUGCCGACCACGGCAACAAGGAUGCCAGGGGCCGCAUCGAUGCCUUGGACCACGAGAGGAGUCUGACCAAGGCCGACCACGAGACCACUACGCUCACGAGAAUCAAGUCGCAACACGGGUCUCAGCGCGGCAAGCGACCUGACCGUUUCAAGACGCCGAACGCCAUGCCGACUGUCUCGGAGAGCACCCCUGUCACUCCCACCGAUGUACACCCCGGAUAUCCAGGUGGUUCGGCCAAGACGUCGCCUCAUCCGUCCCCGAGAGUACACCCAUCUCCCGGGCAUGAACCUGUUGAUUAUCCCGAUCCCUCCCGGCCUACUAGUAUGGGCAACAACAGACCAUCGGCAUUCACCGUCAAUCUCGACGGCAACUUGGCUGUUCGUCCCAAGUCGGCCGCCCCUUACCCCGAAGAUGAUAGGCCUGCGCCCCUCAAUCUCAACAGACCCAAGUCGACGGCCCCCUAUCCCGAAGACGACCUCCACGCUCGGGCAUCUGGACCUCAGCUUUCUCCUCACUACAACACCGGCGGCCGUCCCCCAGCCGCCCCCCACUCGGAUCGACCGGGGAGCGCAUUUGGAAUUCGCACCGGACCUGGCGGCCCUCCCCUUCCGGGAUCCGCAGGCAAUAUUCGUCCUUCGCAGUCAAUGGGCAACAUGGUUCCCCCCGCCGGCGCCGAUCCGCGCGGCCGUGUGCCAGUCGGACCUCCUUCCGGAUACCGUCAGCCCAGCCCCGGGCCCGCACCCCGUCCGUCUACGGCACAGCUGUUCCCCGCCUCGGGUGGUCUUCCCUCCAAUCCUGCCGCGAACAAGCUUGCCAAACAGAACCCUUAUGCCAAACCACAACCCUCACCGCCGUUUCAACCGGGCAGCUACGGGCCGGGCGAUUACGGCCAGCCUUCCCCGUUGCCGGCGCAGCCUGGAGGCUAUGGCCAGAGAACAUCGUCUAUCCCCCCCGAGCAGUACGGAGGAUAUGGCAGAGGCGGCGGGGGGCCGGCGCCUUCGCGUGUCGAAUCAAUGCCGCUUAGCCCAUCGGGCCACCCGCGCCCCCAAGCCGGUCCUGGACCGGCUGGUGCGCCUAGGCCUUUCCCCAACCGGCCAGACCUUACCGAUCAAUCCGGUCGUACGGGCAGCGCGCCGCCAUCAUCGCAACCGCGACCACAGCAGCAGCCCAGCCCAGCUCCUAGUGCCCAAUCGGUGCCCGCGAAGAAACCACCGGCAGGCCAAGGACCUGCGACGUUUGAGGCGAUGGGCAUCCCCAAGGGCAAGGACGAGUCGGACUGCAUCGUGAUGUAA
Colletotrichum graminicola M1.001 is the source of this 2712-nucleotide messenger RNA. RefSeq lists its product as uncharacterized. The transcript has 3 exons. The coding region runs from base 1 to 2712 and encodes 903 amino acids. The record is from RefSeq and is a predicted model, not a curated record. Lineage: Eukaryota; Fungi; Ascomycota; Sordariomycetes; Glomerellales; Glomerellaceae. Gene Ontology annotation, molecular function: protein binding.